AUGGACACGCAGGAUGAAGAGUUAGAUGGAAAGAAGGAAUAUAAUAUUGAAAGGCCACCUAACCCCCAACGGCUUAAGUUUGGUUUGCUUUUUGGGUCGAUAGCAGAGACUGUUUGGCUGCACUGGCCAGCAACCAUGGUUAGCUUUCGCGUUCUAGCUUCUAACUUCGAGAAACAAGCGAAGGGAAAGAGAAGGAAAGAGAGAGUGGCAAUAGCCAAUACGCAGAUGAGUGGAAGCAGCAUAAACUCAGUUUUCUACGCAGAGACAUACCAUCCAAUUCAAGCCGGUAGUAUUGACGGCACCGACACUGCUCCUCAUGAUAACGGCGUUUACCGUGCUCUUCUCUGUUCCUCCGCCGGUCUCUAUGACCCUUUUGGAGAUCCUAAGGCCAUCGGUGACCCUUACUGCACUGUCUUUGUUGGGCGCCUCUCUCAUCUUACUACCGAAGAUACACUUAGGAAGGCAAUGAGCAAGUAUGGUAAAGUUAAGAACUUGAGAUUGGUUAGGCACAUUGUGACUGGUGCCUCAAGAGGCUAUGCCUUUGUUGAAUUUGAAACUGAAAGGGAGAUGCAGCGUGCAUACAUGGAUGCUCAUCAUUCGUAUAUUGAUGACUCUGAAAUCAUAGUUGACUAUAAUAGGCAACAAUUGAUGCCUGGGUGGAUACCAAGAAGGUUAGGAGGUGGCCUUGGUGGUAGAAAGGAGUCUGGACAGCUUCGGUUUGGAGGCCGAGAAAGGCCGUUUCGAGCUCCUCUGUAUGGAGAUGCAUUGAGGGGUAUGGCAUGUCAAACUAUUCCAUAUGAUGAUUUGAAGAGGCUUGGCAUUCCUCCUCCACCAGAGGGAAGAUAUAUGUCUCGCUAUGAGGUCCCAUCACCCCCUAGAAGAAAAUGGAGCUCCAGAGACAGGGAAGAAAGCUCUUGCAGGAGGAGCUCCAUAGACAAGGAAGAACACAGGCAUAGAAGUAGAUCUGUUGAGGUCGAGGAAUCCUAUAACAAAAGGAGCUAUAAGGACAAGGAAGAGCGCUAUGGUGAAAGACACUUUGUGGAAAAGGAAGAACGCCACUACAAAGGCAGCUCCAUGGAUAGAUCAGAGCACUCUCGCAGAAGGAUCUCACCAGAGAGGAGUGGUUACCAUCACAAAAGGAGCUAUUUAGACGGGGAAGACCACUAUGACGACCGAAGCCCUGUGGAUAUGGAAGAACCCUCCCGCAAAAAGUUGAGAGAAAGGGAGGAGCGCACUCACAAACGGAGCUCUAGGGAUAGGGAAGAAGGUUCUUGCAAGCGACAUAAACAUGGUGGUUCAUCUGAUAAAAGACGCAAUGAGGAGGUCUAG
Dovyalis caffra is the source of this 1329-nucleotide messenger RNA. Lineage: Eukaryota; Viridiplantae; Streptophyta; Magnoliopsida; Malpighiales; Salicaceae. The record is from the annotation of a GenBank genome assembly.